Dromaius novaehollandiae (emu) is the source of this 1033-nucleotide messenger RNA. RefSeq lists its product as uncharacterized. The record is from RefSeq and is a predicted model, not a curated record. The transcript has 7 exons. The coding region runs from base 131 to 979 and encodes 282 amino acids. NCBI's taxonomy places the organism in Eukaryota, Metazoa, Chordata, Aves, Casuariiformes, Dromaiidae.
GGGGGCGGCCGCCCCUGGGCGCUGCGGGGAGCCGGGGGCUCUGCUGCCCGGCCUCGCCCCGCCGGGCCAGCGGGGAGGCGCCGUCACCCCCCGGGCUGCUCCCCGCUCGCGCGGCGGCUGCGUGUGCAGGAUGGAGACCCUGGACGAGUUUGACAACGAGUGCCCCCUCAGCGCGUCGUUUUGCAAGCUGAUUUCCACAGAGGACUUCGAGGAGCAGUCCUUGUCCUACACUCAGCAAUGCCUGCACGAGCUCUUCUCCCACAUGGAGCAGAACCCGGGGAUCUGCGAGAGGGCGGUCAGAAAGCAGAAACAGAUGGAGAAGGAAGAAGCUGGCUUGAUAUCUUUUUUAAAGGCCAAGAUUUUUUGGACUCUGCAGGGAGAAUUGAAUUACUGUAACUACGUGGGCAUCUCAGAGAUGCGAGAAAAAGUAUCCCAGCUGAGACGAGACAUGCAGAGAGCAAACAACUAUGCUCGGGCUGCAAAAACAGGGAAAGGGCAACGUGCAAGGCAGUUGCGUGGAAAGAAGAAGCCUUUAGAAGGUGGAUUUAGCCCCUUCCACUCCAGGAUUCCUGAAACUCCCAAGUUCACCAUGCCCAGGGUCUUUGGUCCUUUUCCAGAAGUUGUGAAUAAACAGGUGGACAGAACUGCAACUUCAAGCCCUGACCUGAAGCAGCGGUGGGCUGGUGUAUCAACAAUAAGCCAGAAAAGCAUGGUUGAUUUGCAUCCUAUAGUGCUCAACCCGGGAGGUUUUUAUAACUCCCUCCAGGCUGGUAACUGCAUGAAUAAGCUGAGACACACAAACUUCUCCAGAUUGCUUGGCAACGUUCCCACGCCUUCUCCCCAAAAUGCUGACCCUGCUGGCACUAAACCUGCAGCCUCUGUGCUUAACACACCUAUGCCAUGCAAGUUUCAAGGUGGCACAGAAGAUGAAAUGGAUAGUGAGAAACCUGGCCCCAGUUCUUCUUCUAACGGGGCAUAAAUGUCUCAUCUUACAUCAGAGACCUAUGUGAAUAAACUCUCCAUGCAAGCUCUG